ACAGUGUUUCUAAAAUGCCAGAUUCCAAUGAAACGCGUAAUGUGAAAGAAAGCGAAGUACUUAAUUCCGUUUGAAGACUUUGGAAGAUCGCCGUGCUCCUGUCUUACGGGCAGGUGUGGGGGGAAAGGGUGUGUUCUUUAAAUUAGGGGGGAAUACACGCCCUCUCCCAACAAAAUUCGGCUUCCCCGUACUCGGCUCCGCAUUCAGGAGGAGAUCCCAGUUACACAGCCUAACCGGGAUUGCAGGUGUGUAAAUCGAGACCAGGACAGACGGACCUGCAACAUGGCUUCCAUCGCAGACUUCUAUGCUGGGAAGAACAUCCUGAUCACCGGGGCUACAGGUUUCAUGGGAAAGGUCCUGGUGGAAAAGCUGCUGCGUUCCUGCCCUGACAUCAAUGCCCUUUACAUCCUGGUUAGGCCCAAGGCCAACCAGUCACCUAAAGAUCGUAUUGAUAACAUGCUGAAAUCCAAGCUCUUUUCCAAGCUGAAGGAGGUCAGUACUGACUUCCAGCAGAAGUUCGUACCAAUCAGCAGUGAUCUUAUGCAGCCCGGACUUGGGCUCAGUACUGAAGAUGAGGACAUGCUCAAAGCUCACAUCCACGUCAUCUUCCACUGCGCUGCUACCAUCCGUUUCGAUGAACCCCUUAAACGUGCCCUGCGGCUAAACGUGGCAGCCACACAGGAGCUCCUAGGCCUAGCCGAGCACAUGCCCAAGCUGGAGGCCUUUAUCCACAUCUCCACUGCCUAUGCCCACUGUAACCACAAGCACAUUGAAGAUGUCGUCUAUCCCUCACCUGUGGAACCCAACAUACUCCUCUCCUCUCUAGAGUGGAUGGAUGACAGCAUUGUAGAUGACAUCACACUGCGUCUUCUUGCGGACUGGCCGAACACCUACACUUUUACCAAAGCUCUAGCUGAGUCCAUAGUCAACCAGCAUGGUGAAAAGUUCAAUACUGCCAUAGUCCGGCCAUCCAUCAUAGUGGCCAGCUGGCGGGAGCCGUUCCCUGGCUGGAUUGACAACCUAAAUGGCCCAAGUGGAGUCCUAGUGGCAGCAGGAAAGGGUGUCAUGCGCACUAUGAUGGCCGACAACAACGCUGUGGCUGAUAUCAUCCCCGUUGACGUGGUCAUCAACCUUAUGCUGGCUGCCGGGUGGUAUACUGCUGUGCAGAGACCACAGUCAACACUAGUCUACAAUUGCACAACAGGUGGUGUCAACCCCAUCCUCUGGGGAGACAUAGAACGCAGCGUAAUGUCGACGUUUAAGCAGAUACCACUGGACAAAGCUUUUCGGAGGCCAAAUGCAAACUUCACCUCUAGUUACCUGAGCAAUCGGUUUUGGAAUCUAUUCACCCACAAGGUCCCUGCACUGGCCUAUGACACCUACCUACGUCUAUCUGGAAACGAGCCAAUGAUGAUGAAACUCUACAAGAAGCUGCAUAAGGCAGCUGGGCUGCUGGAGUACUUUUCUGUCAGGCAGUGGAGUUGGAGUUCCAAGAACUUGGACAUGCUGAAGGGCCAGCUCAGUGCUGAGGACCAGCAGAACUUUAAUUUUGAUGUUGGCCAUUUGAACUGGCUAGAGUACAUGGAGAAAUACUGCAUAGGUGCCAAGAAGUACAUCCUGAAUGAGGACAUGGCAGAUAUUCCAGCAGCUAAACAACACCUGAAGAAGCUGAGGAACAUCUGCUACACCUGUAACACUCUCCUGCUGGUUUUCGUCUGGCAUAUCUUCAUUGCUCAGUCCCAGGUGGCAAAUGACUUGUGGUCCUAUAUGGUGAGCACACUCCUCAAGCCCUUGUCCUACUUCCAGGAGUCUGCUGGUGUUCUGACCCACUAAGAGUCCACAGCAUGCCCCCUGUCAUUCUAGAAUUUGACAGCCCACCUUUCAUAAAUUCCAAGAUUUAUCACCCAGUUGGCUCUGUUCAAGAUGACGACGGAUGAAGGUUUUAUGUCAGAAGAUGCUUGCAGUGUAGAGAAAGGAUACAGACUGAGUUAGGUGGGCUGUUUUGGGAAGAGAAGAAAGGCUCUUUCCUCUCCCUUUCCCUCAUGCUUGACUGGUGAAUCUCCAGUGGCCCAUAUUAGCCACCACCUUCAAGUGUGACAGACAUCAGUGGUGUUCCAGUCACCAGCUGUGCCACACCUCCAGUGUGAUAGGACAACAACUGCCUUCACCAAAGCUGUAUAUGAGGAGCAUUUCUACUGCUUUGAGGUGAUUAUGCCCAGUGUGGGGCGAGUUGGAAAAACCUCAACUGUGCUAUUAAACUGGGAGCAGAAUAACUGAAUAAAAGAAUUGAAUGGAAAAUUAAUCCAAGGUCAAAGUGCAAGUAUGUGUUCCACAAACACAUUCACCCUUCAUGAAAGAAUGAUACAUGUCCUGUGUUGACCUGACGUCUGUCUGCUUAGUGAGUAGCUUUUCUAGGCCUUGCUGGACUGUAGGGCUUCAUAACGACUCAUCCACUGCAGCUCAGUUCCAAUGUGCACAGUUCACUUUUCUUUUUUUAAUUAUCCCAGUAUAUUCAGGGACUGACUUAUAGGUGCUGCUAUCUCUUAUGGAGUACUCUACUGCCACUCUUGCAUGUUGACACACACAGGUCAUUAAUAAUGAAGGCCAGUCGCCUCAUUGGUGCCCAGAGUCUAUACUCUGGAAUGAUAUUUAGGAGAUUCCUCCACUAAAACAAGGUUGCUGUCAGUUUAAGGUCACAGGAAGUGGGGCAUGCUAAGAAUGAGUGCUCCAUACGGAGACCCAACUCAACAAAUUUUCUGUUUAACCACACUGGAAUUGGAUUCUACUUACCAGUGCUUGGAAAGUGAAUGUGCGGGUGAGCGGCACGCCUCGCACCUGGGAUGUGGCUGUACUGUGCUUCCCAGCCAAUCAGCUGUCUGACAGCAGGGGUUAGCUGUGACCUGCCUCAGUCUGUAACUGCCUCACAUGAAGUAUCAAGUGUAGGUCCUGAAUUAGCGAUUUUUAGGGUUUUGAAGUCUCAAAAAUGGAAAAAAACUAAAGGAACUUGGAGAAUGAUAGGUUUGAUCUAUGUGAAAUGUUAGUGAAUUAUGGUUGAUUAGCAGUUUUGUUUUUUUUACAUUUUUGUACAGCAAAACAUGCUAACAGGAAUGUAUUUAUUAAUGUUUUGUCUGCCUUUUAAGUAUUAAUUGAAUCCUUGUCAUGAUUACUUCUAGGUAUCAAGUUCCUUUGCCUAGUGCAACAGAGUAAUUCAACUUUUCCAAAAUGAAGGUCUGCAAUGCAAAAUAAGCUCAGGGUGUUUGUUUGGAAAAGUGAUUCUGAAGAGUGAUGGCUGUAAUCUGAAAAAUGGAUAUACAGUUGACUACUUGCCUACAUUAUGCAGUGAAAUAUUGCAUAGACAAAUCUCAUCUUACCUGAAAAUGGAACUAUUGUAACACUCCACUUGAGCUGAGUGAAUGACGCCACCCUUAUGGCUGAGUAGCAUGUUCAAUUGAAGUUGCUUUUACGAUCGACAUUCUAUGUAACCUUACAUGUCAUUUUGUAAUUGUCUGUUUACAUGGACAUUUUGUAUAAAAUGAUUGAAUAUGA
Molecule: messenger RNA, 3546 nt
Organism: Paramormyrops kingsleyae
Lineage: Eukaryota; Metazoa; Chordata; Actinopteri; Osteoglossiformes; Mormyridae
Product: fatty acyl-CoA reductase 1-like
Biological process (GO): long-chain fatty-acyl-CoA metabolic process
Cellular component (GO): peroxisome
Molecular function (GO): alcohol-forming very long-chain fatty acyl-CoA reductase (NADP+) activity
Source: RefSeq, a predicted model, not a curated record